This is a messenger RNA of Spea bombifrons (plains spadefoot toad), 1727 nucleotides long. Its product is annotated as beta-soluble NSF attachment protein. The coding region runs from base 113 to 1003 and encodes 296 amino acids. The transcript has 11 exons. The record is from RefSeq and is a predicted model, not a curated record. Gene Ontology annotation, biological process: SNARE complex disassembly; intracellular protein transport; synaptic transmission, glutamatergic. NCBI's taxonomy places the organism in Eukaryota, Metazoa, Chordata, Amphibia, Anura, Pelobatidae. Gene Ontology annotation, cellular component: terminal bouton; synaptobrevin 2-SNAP-25-syntaxin-1a complex; vacuolar membrane. Gene Ontology annotation, molecular function: syntaxin binding; soluble NSF attachment protein activity.
UAGUGGAAAGUGACGGGUGCCGCCGAGGCUCAUUGUCUGUUGGUGCAGGAGACUAGCAAGAGAACGCUAGAGCUUGAGAAGGAUUUCUGACUGGAGUCCUCUCUACGACACCAUGGAUAACACUGGCAAGGAACGAGAGGCCGUGCAGCUAAUGGCCGAGGCGGAGAAGAGGGUCAAGUCAUCGCAGUCGUUCCUUAGGGGUCUCUUCGGUGGCAACACAAAAGUCGAAGAAGCCUGUGACAUGUACGCCAGAGCAGCCAACAUGUUCAAGAUGGUUAAGAAUUGGAGCGCUGCAGGAAAUGCAUUUUGUCAGGCGGCCAAACUCCAUAUGCAGCUACAAAGCAAACACGAUGCAGCGACAAGUUUUGUAGAUGCGGGAAAUGCAUACAAGAAAGCAGAUCCUCAAGAGGCCAUCAACUGCUUAAACGCAGCCAUCGAUAUUUACACAGACAUGGGGAGGUUUACAAUUGCUGCAAAGCAUCAUAUUACAAUUGCGGAGAUAUACGAGACUGAGCUGGUAGACAUUGAAAAGGCAAUUGCACAUUAUGAGCAGUCCGCGGAUUACUACAAGGGGGAAGAAUCAAACAGCUCUGCUAACAAGUGCCUCCUGAAAGUAGCUGGAUAUACAGCACAAUUGGAGCAGUAUCAAAAGGCUAUUGAAAUAUAUGAACAGGUUGGCGCAAGUGCAAUGGAUAAUCCUUUGCUAAAGUACAGCGCAAAAGAAUAUUUCUUCAAAGCCGCCCUCUGCCAUUUUAUUGUAGAUGAACUAAACGCUAAGCUGGCAGUCGAGAAGUACGAAGAAAUGUUUCCUGCGUUUUCAGAUUCUAGGGAAUGCCAACUUUUGAAGAAAUUAUUAGAGGCCCAUGAAGAGCAGAACUGCGAUGCAUACACCGAGGCAGUUAAAGAAUUUGAUUCAAUAUCUCGCUUGGAUCAAUGGCUGACCACUAUGUUACUUCGUAUAAAGAAAUCAUUUCAAGGAGAUGUUGAUGGAGACCUGAAAUGAAGUGAAGUAUAUACAACAAGCCCACCUUCCCAUUUUGUUUUUUUAAUAUAUAUAUAUAUAUAUAUAUAUAUAUAUUUAUUUUGGUUUCCCGAAGAUAUUCCUUGUCAUUUUUGCAGAUUCACAAUAACUGAUAAUGCAACACAGUGUGUAAUGUGUCCUGCAGACAUUUAUUAUUUUUGGGUCUGAAAAGCUGUUAUUGAGAGAUUAUUAGAGAAUAUUACAUGUUUGUUUGAAUAUCUUAUUUACUACAUAAAAUAAGUUAUUCAUUAAUAAUACAUAAAAUAAUAUACUACAAAUAAUAAAUACAACGAAAAUUUAGGCAGUUUUCCCAUAUGGUGGCCACAAAUAACCAUCUACAGGUCCAAAUUGUUUAGGAAGCCUGUAAGUAAACCUAUGGUUCAUGUCUCAGUUUGUGACUGCAUUUAAAGCAGUGGGUGCAGACAUUCUUGAGACAAUGAGUGUUUAGAUAAAAAAGCCAAAAAAACUAAGUAGCUACUUCUGAAUAGUAUAUACUUCUGGUUUAUUCCCUAUAACCUUGUUUUGUUUAGAGCUUUUUCUUUUGAAACAUUGAGUGUAUUUUCUUAAUAGACAAAUCAAUGAGUUGGGAUGUUACUGUAGAAGACGUGUGAGCAUAAAUGUUCACCUGGCCAGCUAGGACCAGCUUAUUAAAUUCCUGCAAAAGCCAACAGUACUGAUAGCAGACUUUGCUCACAGUUUAAAUGGA